AUGUCACGCUGGGACAGGUCACCACAGAACCCCCCCUUCCCCAGGAACGGAUCAGAGAGAAGCAACCUGGCCGGGGUGCGGCACAUCCUGCUGGUGCUCUCCGGGAAGGGCGGUGUGGGGAAGAGCACCAUCUCCAGCCAGCUGGCCCUGGCCCUGCAGCGCUGCGGGAACAGGGUGGGGAUCCUGGACGUGGACCUUUGUGGCCCCAGCAUCCCCCGCAUGUUCAAGGUGCAGGACAAGGAUGUGCACCAGUGUGACAGUGGGUGGGUCCCUGUCUUCGUGGGCCAGGACAAGAGCAUCUCCCUCAUGUCCAUUGGUUUCCUGCUGGAGAGGCCAGAUGAUGCUGUGGUGUGGAGAGGACCCAAGAAGAACGCUUUGAUCAAACAAUUUGUUACUGACGUGGCCUGGGGGGACCUGGAUUUCCUCAUCGUGGACACCCCACCCGGCACCUCGGACGAGCACAUCUCCACAGUGGAGGCCCUGAGGCCCUACCAGCCUCUGGGAGCAGUCCUGGUCACAACACCCCAGGCCGUGGCAGUGGGAGAUGUGAGGAGGGAGCUGACCUUUUGUAAGAAGACAGGGCUGCAGGUGCUGGGCAUCGUGGAGAACAUGAGUGGCUUUGUCUGCCCACACUGCUCUGAGUGCACAAAUAUCUUCUCCAAAGGGGGAGGUGAGGAGCUGGCCAAGCACUCUGGGGUCCCCUUCCUGGGCUGUGUUCCCCUGGACCCCCAACUCAGCCAGAGCUUGGAAGAGGGCAAGGAUUUCAUCCAGGAGUUUCCCAAGAGCCCGGCCUUCCCUGCCUUGGCUCACAUCACCCAGCAGAUCUUGGAUGGGAUGAGGCAACAGAGCUCCUGA
Messenger RNA from Chaetura pelagica (chimney swift), 855 nucleotides. It is a transcript of the gene NUBP2, whose product is annotated as nucleotide binding protein 2. The record is from RefSeq and is a predicted model, not a curated record. Gene Ontology annotation, molecular function: 4 iron, 4 sulfur cluster binding; ATP-dependent FeS chaperone activity; ATP binding. The transcript is spliced from 8 exons. Gene Ontology annotation, biological process: iron-sulfur cluster assembly. Gene Ontology annotation, cellular component: cytosol. The coding region runs from base 1 to 855 and encodes 284 amino acids. NCBI's taxonomy places the organism in Eukaryota, Metazoa, Chordata, Aves, Apodiformes, Apodidae.